Messenger RNA from Pieris macdunnoughi, 873 nucleotides. The record is from the annotation of a GenBank genome assembly. NCBI's taxonomy places the organism in Eukaryota, Metazoa, Arthropoda, Insecta, Lepidoptera, Pieridae.
AUGGAGGAGCAUGCUAAAAACAAAGAUGAAGUUAUCCUGACUGAAAUCACGAAAAAGUUAGAAGAAAAAGAAAAGAAAGACACCGAAAGGCAGGAAAGUUUGGAAACAAAAUUAAGGACGUACGCGGCAGUGACGAAGGAGAAUCUCAAUCCUAAACACGCAGGAGCCGCUACACUAAAAACACAAGAGAUGCACUCGAUCAUAAUAAAAUCGACAGGUACAGAAACCAGCGAAAAAAUACUAGAACGCAUCCGAAACACGGUAGAUGCCAAAAACACCGGGCUCAACGUCGACAAAAUAAGGAAAGCAAAGGACCAAAAGGUAGUGAUAGGAUUGGAAACAGCAACCACAAAAGACCCACUGGUCGUCCUCAGAGACGUAAUAAAAUCCCACACAGAUGAGGAUGUGGUGAGUGCACUAAAAAACCAAAAUCGGAACCUGUUUAAAGACCUGCGGGAGGAAGAAGUAAGAGCAGAGAUAAAAUACCGAAGACGGGCUAGAAACCCGCACACUGAGAACAUAAUUCUACAGGUCUCUCCGCGUGUAUGGAAAAUACUUACAGAAGCAAGAAAGGUGCAUAUAGACCUACAGCGAGUACUGGUACAGGACCAAUCGCCACUAAUGCAGUGUUCGAUGUGUCUGGGUUACGGCCAUGGGCGUAAACAUUGCAAAGAAGCCGACCCAACCUGCUCGCAUUGUGGAGGAUCCCACCUUAAAACCGACUGCCCAGACCACUCAGCGGGAGUACCACCAGUGUGCGUAAACUGCCGAAAGGCAAAAACUAGCCCAGAUGCACAUAACGCCUUUGACAUCGAGUGCCCAGUGCGAAAAAGGUGGGACAUAUUACCCCGCAGCCCAGUGGCCUAUUGUUAA